ACACACCAGGACCUCAGCUAUCUGGGCUGUUUGUUCAGGACAAAAAAAAAAAUGGUUAGUGGUUGGCAAAAGAGAUGUCGGUGUUGUGGGAAUACACCUACGCAUUGAGUCGUUAACCUAGCUUUGGGUGGAAGCCGGUACCAGGAUGCGAACCCAGUACCUACCAGCCUUAAGUCCGAUGGCAGUUUUCUCUUAGUUAUUAGCGUUGUUUUAUUCAUCCAUUCAUUCAUUCAUUUAUAUUUGUGUUUAUUUAGUUAUUUUAUUUUUUUAUUAUUAUUAUUAUUAUUAUAAAAUUGGUUAUUAUUUUAUUUUUAUUUUAUUUUAUUUUUUUUUAUUUUUUUUAUUUGUGCCCAUAUCAUGAUAUAUUUCCUUACACUUUUAUAUACACCCGGUCGGAAGUACGUUUUUGUUUUUUGCAAGUUUCGUUUUGUCGGUGUUGACAUUUCAUUUGUGCGGUUAACCUGGAAAUUGACGUAGAUGAUAAUGAGAGUAAGUUUCUAGUGUCCAAUCUGUACCACACAGUAUGUGUUUGAAGUCUAACCAGGCUGCUGACCACCAUGUUACACGUGAAUAUCAAAUACAACAGCAACUGGGUGAACAAUGUGGACGUCGACCCCUCAGUGACGGUGAGGGAGUUGAAGCAGCGCAUCAGCAAUGACAUUCACCUCCCUGUAGACAGACUUGGUCUCAUUCUGGGUGGGCAGCUACUUCAAGACGAUGCAGUAUUACAGGACUGUGAUAUCGGACAACAGAGUGUUCUUCAUGCAUUCCACCACAAAGUAGAGACAGUUACCACAACCAUAUCAACCACAGCCACGCCGACGAGGAACCAAUACUUUGUGUACUGUAAGUUGUGCAAGGCGUUGCGUCCCGCCAAGCUGAGAGUGAAAUGUGCGCUGUGUAAGGAUGGGGCGUUCAUGGUCGAACGGGGUCCAGACAACUGGGAAGACGUCUUACAACACACGAGAAUUAAAGGAAGCUGUCAGAAUGUGGCAUGUUCGGGCGAUGUUGCGGGAGUGGUUGUAGACAGACUUGGUCUCAUUCUGGGUGGGCAGCUACUUCAAGACGAUGCAGUAUUACAGGACUGUGAUAUCGGACAACAGAGUGUUCUUCAUGCAUUCCACCACAAAGUAGAGACAGUUACCACAACCAUAUCAACCACAGCCACGCCGACGAGGAACCAAUACUUUGUGUACUGUAAGUUGUGCAAGGCGUUGCGUCCCGCCAAGCUGAGAGUGAAAUGUGCGCUGUGUAAGGAUGGGGCGUUCAUGGUCGAACGGGGUCCAGACAACUGGGAAGACGUCUUACAACACACGAGAAUUAAAGGAAGCUGUCAGAAUGUGGCAUGUUCGGGCGAUGUUGCGGAGUUUCACUUCAAGUGUGCUGAGUCUCACCCUGGCAAUGUGGACGAGACGGCCAUUGUCCUCCAGCACGUCUACCCCAACUGGUGCCAGGUCGAGUGUAUUUGUUGUGCUACUGUCAGGUCUCCGGUGCUGGUCUACCCGUGUGCUGAUAGUCACGUGACCUGUCUGGAGUGUUUCAGGCUGUACGGCAUCACGAAGCUGGACGAGCGUAGGUUUGAGAAACACGACAUCUACACAAUCCCGUGUCCAGCUGGCUGUCCAGACUCGUACAUCAAGGAGAGCCAUCAUUUCCGUCUGCUCGGUGAUGAUCAGUAUGACCGAUACAACCGGUUUGCCACAGAGGAGUAUGUUCUGCAAGAUGGCGGCGUGCUGUGCCCUGGACCAGGCUGUGGGAUGGGGUUAAUGCUUGAACCUGCUCAGAGGAAAGUAACAUGUGUUUCCAACAGCUGCCAGAUGACAUUUUGUCGAGACUGCCACCUGGAGUACCACAACGGACCGUGUCGGAUGAGAAGCAUGGCUCAAGCUGGGUCACAGAACUUCUCCAUCGACCGCGUUCAGGCAGAGAGGGCAAGGUGGGAGGUCCAGACACAAACUGUGAUCUGUGAGACGACCAAACCGUGUCCGCGCUGUCACACCAGGACGGAGAGAGAUGGUGGCUGUAUGCACAUGGCUUGUCCUCGCUGCAAUCUCGAGUGGUGUUGGAUGUGUCAGAAACCGUGGGAUAACGAUUGCGUAGCCGACCACUGGUUUGGAUAACUUGUAAACCAGAUAGAAGAGUUUUACAGUGACAAUUAUUCCUAAUGGGUUUUUUUAUAGAAUGCAGGGCUGCACAGAUUGUGUGAAGAAUUGUUUUGUUCGUUUAUGGGUUGCAUGGAAAAAUGCUUGCAGAACCUAUUUGCCAUUCAUGUAAAAUUAAUACUGUGAUAACUGAUAUCUUGCUCAUAAGGGUAAUUAAACAGCAGCAAGGAAAGCAGUUGAAUUGAUAUUUGUAAUUUUAUACAUUAAAAUAUUUUUUUUAAUAAAUUAAUGAUUUUAUUUUAUUAUUGGAAAUUUUACAUGAAUAAUUUAUGUAGUAUUUUUUAUUAUUUUAAAAAUGGGUUAGGCAAAGAAAAAUUUGCGUAACCCAUUAAUCGGAUGUGUAAGUGUCCAAUUUGUGCAGCCCUUGGAGCGUAUUUACUCAAAUUUCCAGUACGAUAAUUGUGAUAUGAAUGAGGUAGAUUAUCACAUUGAGUCUUUCAAAAGUAGACCAAUGCUCGAUAGAGUAUAAUAUACCACACGUAUUCAAGUAGUGUUGUAUUGUUUUUACAUUGGUUGACAUACAUAUUUUAUUAAACAAUGUGUUAAUAUUUAUUAAAUAAACUGUAUUGAACUGUUGAAUAUAUUUUAUGCAAGAAUAAUGGAUGCAAAAUGUUUGUAGUGCCGAUUGUUUUGUAGAAAAAUGUCAUGUGUUAUAGUUCUCUUCCAGAGCCUAUACUAAAAGUUUACAUUCUGCAGCUAAAUGCUUUCUAGAUCCGCUGCAUUAAUAUUAACACAGUAAAUUGCAUCAAAAAUCACUCCUGUAGAGAAAAAAAAGCAGAUUAAAAUCAUAAAUUUCCUGUAGAGAAAAAAUAGCAGAUUAAAAUCAUAAAUUUCCUGACAGACAGAAAGUGAAUCUGACUGGUGGUUAUUUUUAAAAGUGAUGGAUGUAUUUUUACCUGAAAAGUAUGUAAUAUUCAAAAUAUUUUGACAUAAAUUUAUACAAAAUGUUUACAUUAAAUUAAUUUUAUAUAUUAGUAUACCAAAUGAGUGUACAUGACUUUAUUGACGGUUUUAACUUUUCACACCAGCCUAAAGUUAAUUUGGGGCACAACAUAUAUUUGUAUUACUUUUUAGUGUUCUACAUUAUUAUCUUCUUAUGGCUAGAUAGAUAAUGCUGAAAUGUAUUGGUUUGUAUAUGACAUUAACUCCCCAGUUAUAACUUAGUAUACCAGUGCUGUUGAAAGAAGUUCACUGCACUAUAUCACGUGUCAGAUCAUAGAAACAUUGCCGAAACAUAAUGAGCCAAGAAUAUUUUCAACUUGAUAAUGUACAACUAUAUAAUUUAAAUGUUUUGGGAGUUUUUUUAAUUUUAUAUUCAUAUUUAAAUAAGCAUUUAUUAAUAUAGCUCAAUACCCAUACAUCUGGAAUAGGCUUUUAAUAAUUAUCAAAUGCAGUCGUGUCACUUAUGUUUUUUAAUGCCCAUGUGUGUAUUGUGUGCUUUAUAUUAUGGACAAUUUUGGAGUGUAUCCUUUUAGUACACAUGGUAAUAUAUAUAUAUAGAAUACUAAACGAGCUUGCCUGUCACACCAUUUUUAUGAAACUAGUGUAGCAGGUCUCAACAUCUGUUUACUUAUGCGAUGCAGCUUGUUUGCAGUUGGUUUGUAAUAAAUAAAAUAAUAAACGAGCUUGCCUGUCAUACCAUUUUUAUGAAUCUCGUGAACAGUGUUGGUAUCUGACAGUGUUGGUAUUAUUUUUGCUACAAAUUGGGUCAGCAAGUGAUCUACGUCACGUAAACAUAAACGAUGUCAUAGUGAGUAACGCUACGUCAUCAAUUACAGUUUAGAUUUUGGCGCAAAGCUUGCAUUAAAAUUCACAAUAAUGACUGGAUUGUAGAUCAGACCAGCAAAGAUUGAGCUGAGUGAAUGGGACUGACUAGACAUGUUAUACAUAGGGCCGUAAAAAAGUAGCAUGUCGACGACAUCGUUUUGGCUUUGUACACAGUGGGUCCAAAUAUAACAGCCUAUUUCAUUUCAAUUUCCAUUCAUGGCCGUAUUUUGUAAUGGUACACUUUUAAAUUACACGAUUUUGUACAAACAUGGUUAGAUACGUUAAUAGUCUCUGAACAAAAAUUACCCCACCAGUCUGCGCGUGCCAAUAUUACACUAGUUAGAUAUUGAGUAAUUGUUAUGACACGAGUAAUAUCUUACACUGGUGUGUAAUAAAAUCCAGUACACCCAACUUGUACCGAUACACUCAGUAGUUUCCAUAUUUCAUGUUCAUUGUCAGUGGGAAAUACCAAAGCCUUACAUUGAACUGGUUUUCUUACGCACUGUGCAAGAGAUAACCCGUUGUAGAUCAACUUCAUCUCUAAUAUAUGUUGGAGAUCAAUAUCGUCUCUAAUAUAUGUUGGAGAUCAAUAUUGUCUCUAAUAUAUGUUGUACAUGUAGAUCAACAUUGUCUCUAAUAUAUGUUGUACAUGUAGAUCAACAUCGUCUCCAAUAUAUGUUGGAGAUCAAUAUUGUCUCCAAUAUAUGUUGGAGAUCAACAUCGUCUCUAAUAUAUGUUGGAGAUCAACAUCGUCUCUAAUAUAUGUUGUACAUGUAGAUCAACAUCAUCUCUAAUAUAUGUUGGAGAUCAAUAUCGUCUCUAAUAUAUGUUGUACAUGUAGAUCAACAUCGUCUCCAAUAUAUGUUGGAGAUCAAUAUCGUCUCUAAUAUAUGUUGGAGAUCAACAUCGUCUCUAAUAUAUGUUGGAGAUCAACAUCGUCUCUAAUAUAUAUAUGUUGUACAUGUAGAUCAACAUUGUCUCUAAUAUAUGUUGUACAUGUAGAUCAACAUCGUCUCCAAUAUAUGUUGGAGAUCAAUAUCGUCUCCAAUAUAUGUUGGAGAUCAACAUCGUCUCUAAUAUAUGUUGGAGAUCAACAUCGUCUCUAAUAUAUGUUGUACAUGUAGAUCAACAUCAUCUCUAAUAUAUGUUGGAGAUCAAUAUCGUCUCUAAUAUAUGUUGUACAUGUAGAUCAACAUCGUCUCCAAUAUAUGUUGGAGAUCAAUAUCGUCUCUAAUAUAUGUUGGAGAUCAACAUCGUCUCUAAUAUAUGUUGGAGAUCAACAUCGUCUCUAAUAUAUGUUGUACAUGUAGAUCAACAUUGUCUCUAAUAUACGUUGGAGAUCAAUAUCGUCUCUAAUAUAUGUUGGAGAUCAAUAUCGUCUCCAAUAUAUGUUGGAGAUAACUUUUGAGACUUGUGACUGGCUGCUCCGUGGUGAUGACCUGGUCACUAGAGCCAUAUCAUCCAAUCAAAUGAGGACGACCAAAAUGGAUUGUUCUGUGACUGUAAGUUAGCGUAACCUGAAACUGAUUACUGUGUGACGUGGAAGUUAACUGCUGUAUGAGUGCAGUAAAUGAGUUAGAUAUUUAAAGUUAUUUUAACUUGGUUUUUGAGAAUAUGUAAUCAAUAGAAUACUACAUUCAUGUCCAUUAGAUAGUUUAUCUUACAACUCGUUUAAGAAUGUAUCCAACUCGCUAUUUCUUAUUUAAUACAUAUUUUAAAAAACUCGUGUAGUAUUUUCUAUUUUCCAUGUCCGAAGAUGUGAUAAAAGGAAGGGUCUGGCAUUGUUCAGUAAAAAAAAAGCUGUAAUAGACAUAUAUUUCAUGUUUUAAAUAAACUUUGUAACAUGCAUUUUCUUUAUUUUGUUUGACAUCUUCUAUAAAAUCGGUUGACGGCACUGUAAAUAAUAUGGUAUCAUGAUGUAGGUAACCCACAUCGGGAUACCAAAAUUCUCACCUUUACUAUCUAAAUACAGCCAGAUUUCAUGUAAAGUCUUACUAAACAAUGUCGAACAUUAAGCCAUAUCAUCUGGUUAAUUAGCAUGUUGAUCAUUGCCACUAUAUUUGAUCUUGAACAGACAGUUAAAUGUGUAUGUUUAAGUGCUGUGAAUGUGUCGGUGCUUGCUUUGUAGGUUUACAGAGUAUUAAAUUAGUGACAGAAAUGUUUUCUCCACAAUGAUAUACAAUGGUUUGUAGAUUACGUACGUAUUAUUUACACAGCAGAAAUAAAAAUCUAGAUGUGACAGACGUUUUGUUUGUUUCAUCUCAGUCCUUCUGUCCGUCUCGCGUAUUGUUUUUCCGAUAUUUCUUUCACAAUGCUUCUAGAUAUUGAGUUGAAAUUUUGUGUAUAGCUUUAUCAUGUACUGAAUCAAUGUGCUCUAGUGGUGUCAUUAAACAAAACAAACUUC
This is a messenger RNA of Gigantopelta aegis, 6333 nucleotides long. RefSeq names its product E3 ubiquitin-protein ligase parkin-like. Gene Ontology annotation, molecular function: ubiquitin protein ligase activity; zinc ion binding; ubiquitin conjugating enzyme binding. Gene Ontology annotation, cellular component: cytoplasm; endoplasmic reticulum; ubiquitin ligase complex. The transcript has 15 exons. The coding region runs from base 558 to 2120 and encodes 520 amino acids. Gene Ontology annotation, biological process: autophagy of mitochondrion; regulation of apoptotic process; negative regulation of protein phosphorylation. The record is from RefSeq and is a predicted model, not a curated record. NCBI's taxonomy places the organism in Eukaryota, Metazoa, Mollusca, Gastropoda, Neomphalida, Peltospiridae.